UAAAUAACAUAAGAAAGUACUUUUAGAAAUUAAAUCGUACCUUUGCAAUGGCUUCUGGGAGUAGUUCGAAAUUUAUUUAUUAUGAGGACCCUCCACCCGGAGCAAUCGACGAAAAGGAAUUCUUUUGCACAGAAAAAAUUGUACCUCGAAAAAUAAAACCUCAAAAUAUCGUCAUAAGAUUAAUGGAAAGAGAAAUACACGGAUCACGGAAACCUGGAUCGCAUUUUCACGUUGUUCGUGAAUUUUAUCAGAAUGUUUUUCCAAAUUUAACUAUCGUAAACGUUGAGAAACCUCCGUGCUUUUUGAGGAAGUUUAGUCCAGAUGGUAAACAUUUCAUAGCAUUCUCAGCUGAUCAAACUUCUCUGGAGAUCUAUGAAUACAGAGGUGCUUCUAGUGCAGGAGACUUAGUGGCUGGUUAUCCAACUGACUUGCUUAAUGCAGAUGCUGAUGCUCAUCACAGAAUUAGAACACAUAUAUUUUAUAGAUUCUUUAAGCCCAAGUUUACAGUGAAUGUUUGUCAACAAAGAGAUAUCAGAACUGAUCGUCUUGGUAACAUGCCUGUGAUGGAGCAACAACUCAACAGAGAAUGCAGCUUGUUUACCGAAGAUGGUAGAUAUGUAAUAGUGGGAUCUGCAGCACAUAUUCCAGAUGACUUGAGACCACAUUUUUAUCACAUUCACAGUAACAAUGAAGCUGUCACGCCUACAAUAAGGUCCCCCUUGGAAGAUUAUUCACUUCAUUUAGUUGACCUACAUCAAGGGAAACUUUGUGAUACAAAACAUUUUAGAAUCGACAAAAUUUACCUAUCGCACAAUCAAGGUAUUUAUUUAUACAAAGAAGUGCUUGCUGUUCUCUCGGUACAACAUCAAACAAUACAUUUGUAUCAAAUUGUUGAAGGAAUGUUGAUUGAAAUUAGAAAAAUUGGACGGUAUUGUUAUGACGAUGACCCGUUUAUAGUCAGUUCAAUAAUAGGCAAAUCCAUAAAUGAGAAACCAUUUCACGAAGAAACAAUUAAUAGUUUAAAACACAGGAUACUUGUAUUUUUGUUUAAGAGAGCUAAAAAAAUCACCGACGAGACUGGUGAUCCUUUGGAGUUACGAAAGUUUUACAAGUACUUCGAUAUGUUUAAAAGUUUGAGAAUGUGGAAGAUGCAACUGUUAGAUGAAGAUCAUUUAUUUAUAAAAUACGCAAGCGAAGAGGUUGUGACUCUUAGGGUGGCUGAACCCAACAGUCAGUCAUCAUUCUUUGUCAUAUACAACAUAAGCCAGAGUAAAGUGUUGGAAAUAUACGAGAACACGUCCGAAGCGCUUUUGCAACUUUUCGAAAACUACUGUGAUUGUUUUAGAAAUGCGAGACUGUGUGCAGAUUCGCAGUUCACUUGCUCGCCAUCGAAUAAUUUAUACGCCAGGUUGACACAACAAAGGUUUAAACAGACUAUAGUUAGAGCGAUAUAUGGAGGACGUACUGAAGCAACUAAAAGAAUUUUAGCGCAAUUACCGAUAAGCGCGCAGUCGUAUAGUGGAUCUCCGUAUUUAGAUUUAGGUCUCUUCAGCUACGACGAUAAAUGGGUAUCUGUGAUGGAGAGACCUAAGGCCUACGGAGAAUAUCCCAUAAGGUAA
Molecule: messenger RNA, 1619 nt
Organism: Bombyx mandarina (wild silkworm)
Lineage: Eukaryota; Metazoa; Arthropoda; Insecta; Lepidoptera; Bombycidae
Gene: abo
Product: de-etiolated protein 1 abo
Biological process (GO): positive regulation of proteasomal ubiquitin-dependent protein catabolic process; protein ubiquitination
Cellular component (GO): cullin-RING ubiquitin ligase complex; nucleus
Molecular function (GO): ubiquitin protein ligase binding; ubiquitin-like ligase-substrate adaptor activity
Source: RefSeq, a predicted model, not a curated record